Molecule: messenger RNA, 924 nt
Organism: Penicillium antarcticum
Lineage: Eukaryota; Fungi; Ascomycota; Eurotiomycetes; Eurotiales; Aspergillaceae
Exons: 2
Coding region: 1-924 (307 amino acids)
Cellular component (GO): COP9 signalosome
Source: RefSeq, a predicted model, not a curated record
AUGGAUCAAGUUCAUGCACGAGCCCUGGAGGCUCUCCAGCCGUUCGUCCUACUCGCCAAAUCAACCAGCGCAAGCUCGCCCCGCUUCAUCGCGAAUAUCAUCACAAAUGCCACUUCAAGCCCACAAACAUAUGUCUUCGCCGAGCUGCUCGAACUGCCAGCAGUCCAGGCAUUGCGGUCACCAGACACACCAGCCGAUUUCCAAGGCCAUCUGAAGCUGCUAGAGAUAUUCGCGUGGGGCACAUUGCAAGAUUACCAAGCAACCCCAAACCUCCCACAAUUGAACCCAGAACAAACAACCAAACUCCGCCUCCUCUCCCUCCUCUCCCUCUCAACAACAAUAAAACCAUUAACAUACACCUCUUUAAAAACCGCCCUAUCAAGCCCAACAACAACAGACCUCGAAUCCCUGAUAACAACAGCAAUCUACGCCUCCCUGAUAACAGCCCGCCUCUCACCAGCCAGCAAACCCCCCUUGGUAAAUAUAACCGCCGUCUCGCCCCUCCGCGACGUGCAACCAACCUCCCUGCCAAGAAUGAUCUCCACCCUCACAGAAUGGGAGUCCCGCUGCGGAGACACUGUGACCGAUCUGGAAGCAGAGAUCGCCCGCAUUAAGAGCGAUGCUGCUAAGCGCGCGCAGCAAAAAUACACUUACGGGCAGCGGCUUGACAAGUCUCUUGAACGGCGCCAGAAUGGGGCUUCCGGGGAAGGCGGUGCUGGUGGUUCUGGGCGGAGGGGGAAUAGGGCUAGGUUUGGGGCUGGGCUUGGUGGGAGUAAGAGGGAUGCUGAUGAUAUCGAUCAGGAUGAUGGGUUCUUUGAGACUGGUGAUGGGGAGGGUUCAAGGAUGGAAAUUGAUGAAGGGGCUGGGGCUGGGGGUCGUGCUGGGAAUAGUCGGUCGAAGAGGGUGCUUGGACGGAAGUCUUGA